Molecule: messenger RNA, 1845 nt
Organism: Fonsecaea erecta
Lineage: Eukaryota; Fungi; Ascomycota; Eurotiomycetes; Chaetothyriales; Herpotrichiellaceae
Exons: 3
Coding region: 1-1845 (614 amino acids)
Biological process (GO): regulation of DNA-templated transcription
Source: RefSeq, a predicted model, not a curated record
AUGGCCGAACUCGGCCUGAUCGGCACCAUCAUCGGCAUCGCCGGCGCAGGUGUCAAGCUGUCCAUCACGCUAUACAGCUUCUCCGAGACGGUGACGGCCGCUCCCGCCGAGAUCAAGAACAUCGCGCGCGACGUCUCGCUGACGGCCGCGGUGCUGGAGGAGCUGGGCGCGAACCUCAAACAGGAUGACCAGGCGCGGCUGUAUUCGGGCACGGCAGUGCAGACGGCGCAGGAGGUCGUGACAGAACGCGAGGGCGUGUUCAGAGAGAUCGACGCCAUGGUCGCCAGGGCGGUGGAGAGCGCUGCCUCAAAGAAGGGACUGGUCAAGAAGGGCGGCAAGCUGGCCUUGUCGGCGCUGGAGAGGCUCCGGUGGCCCUUCCUCCAGCCCAAGAUGGAGAUCCUGCGCGGGAAUCUGGAACGGCUCAAGAGCACGCUUGUGCUGAUGUUGAAUGUCUUGACGUACGCCCGGGACUUGCGGGCUGAAAAAAAAGCCACAUGCAAAGACGUCGACGAGAACAAUAACGAUGGCUACCAGAGGAUGCUGCUCGAAAACCUGCUUCGAGCAAACGAGGAAGCCACCAAAAAUUAUCAACACCUCCUGAAGACCAUCGGGGCCGAGGAGGAUGACGCGGUUGUGCGAGGACAAGCGCCAACAGAACAUUCAGACCCAGAGAGGGUGCAGACUGCAACUGAUCAAGAAAUGCCUUCCUCCGCUGGGGGCCCGUUUCUUGCGUUGGCCAGGCACACACCCUCAGAUGAGAAGGUCGCUGGGUCAAGCUCAGAAGCUUUACCUCCCCAAGAGUCCGAAAUCCUCGAAUUGACCAUGAGAAAGUGCCUCAAGCACAUCGAAAGCGCAUUGCUCCAAUUCGAACGACCAGAUUAUGUGGCCAGUCACGGCUCGCGGGUGCGCGUCAAUAUCAAGUUGGAAAAAGAAAUCAACGACUCGCGCCACACUCCGCGAGUUCUGACUCCUUGGGUAGUCUUAUCUAUUGUCGGCGAGAACCAUAGCUGGCCGGAACACGACACUCCUUCAAAUCUCGGAUCAGACGACUUGGACAUGUACGCCAGUGUUGCAGCGGUAGCUAUCGAGAGCAUUGGCGUUGAGGACUUUUUGACCUCCGAGCAACGCCGUCCGUUUCGACAUAGGAACGAGAUCAGAGUCAAAGAUCCCGUGCUACUCAGCCCCUCGCGAUUCAAUAGGGUAUCACAUCGUGCGGAAACACUCCCCGCUUUCGAGAAUGAGACUGAAACUCUGGGUUCUUCAGCGGGAGGGCAAAGAUGGUCGAGCAGAAAACCUUGGUAUUCGUCUGUUUUGGAAUCUCUUCCUUCGCCGGCGGCGGCGAUGGGUACUAUCCAAGAGACGGUGAAGAACUCUGGUCUGUUCUUUGGUGUGGAGGAGGAAUCGGAAAAUCCAGACACCGUCCUCGAGUACGACAAGGCCGAGUUCGGUGAUGCUGGAGCGUCCCAACCACUCGGGUUGAGCAGCCCCAAAUUCGUGAGAUCUCCGACAUUCGAUGACAUCCUAAAGCCUCCCUCGACCAAGGGCCGGUCCACACGUCCUUUGCCAGUCACGAGCCCGGAGGCAGGUUCAGAUAUAAACCUGGAGAGCACCGACGACUCUGAGAUAAGACCUACCAUACCGGAGGCAGCGGCAGAAGGGGAACCAGAAAGAGAGGAUUUGCCAGAUGCAUUGGCGAUGGUGGCAAAGAAAGAGGAGGCCUCGAAAGAAGCAGCAAAUUCCGCUGUCGAGGACACAGUUCGAGAUGAGAAAUCGGCCGAACAAGAGAAGCCUGAUGCAAUUGACCAGCUGCUAAAACAAUGGACGACGCUAUAUGACAAUCAGUAG